Molecule: messenger RNA, 776 nt
Organism: Elgaria multicarinata webbii
Lineage: Eukaryota; Metazoa; Chordata; Lepidosauria; Squamata; Anguidae
Gene: NDUFB6
Product: NADH:ubiquinone oxidoreductase subunit B6
Exons: 4
Coding region: 1-441 (146 amino acids)
Biological process (GO): mitochondrial ATP synthesis coupled electron transport; mitochondrial electron transport, NADH to ubiquinone
Source: RefSeq, a predicted model, not a curated record
AUGCCGGAGGGGUCGGGACAGGGGUCGGGGCUGGUGAGCGGCGGGGCGCCCCGCGCGGCGCUGGGGUAUUCGCCGGACGAGAGGCUCCGGCUCCAGCAGCUGCGCGUGCUCCGGCGCCGGUGGCUCAAGGACCAGGAGCUGAGCCCGCGCGAGCCGGUGCUGCCCCCGCGCAAGCCUGGACUGGUGGAAGGCUUCUGGGAGCGCUUCCUGCAGCCUGGCGGGUUCUGGAGGAAUCAGGUAUUCAAAACCUACAACGCUGGGAAAUUUUUUACAGUUCGGUUACUUAUUCCUCUUUGGCUUGUCCACUACUAUGUUAAAUAUCAUAUAACGGCUCAGCCAUACGGAAUUGUUGAGUCAAAGCGCAUGUUAUUUCCAGGUGACAAAAUCCUGGAGACGGAUGAAGUAGUUCCCCCAUUGGAAGUACCAAGCAGUCAUCAUUAAGAGGCUCAAGAACUCAGAAAAGCUGCAGACAUCUGGCUUGUUUCCUAGAAAAUGUAUUACUUAAUUCUAAAUAAUCUAACAAUAAAAGAUUUCAAGAUUACAAUUAAGACUUUUUUUAUUGAACUAAACAUAUGUUGUAGUCUUGCCAGAUUUUCUGUUAGAACAGUAAUGAAACGCAGACUCUACAUAACAGUGGACAAUUGCCAAGCAAAUAUUUGCUGACAGUGUAAUACUGAAAUGAAAGUUAAUCAGGCUUAAUAGCUUAACUACCUGCUACAGUCAAAGAAAAUGGAUGGCAGGCAUACUGUCGCAAUAAAGUUCUAAAGCAUAAACAA